Hypomesus transpacificus is the source of this 2160-nucleotide messenger RNA. It is a transcript of the gene aldh1a3, whose product is annotated as aldehyde dehydrogenase 1 family, member A3. Gene Ontology annotation, molecular function: aldehyde dehydrogenase (NAD+) activity. The coding region runs from base 70 to 1605 and encodes 511 amino acids. Lineage: Eukaryota; Metazoa; Chordata; Actinopteri; Osmeriformes; Osmeridae. The record is from RefSeq and is a predicted model, not a curated record. The transcript has 13 exons.
ACAAACAGUGUCGAGAGCAGAAAGAGCACAGACACAGAGAAACGGACUAGACUGGACCAGUGACGUAGAAUGGCCCAAAACGGAACUACUGUGAACGGAGUCUCGGAGGGGAGACCCGCUAUGCCGUUCCCUCAGCCUGUCAAAGUUCAGGAGAUCAGACACAACAAGAUUUUCAUUAACAACGAAUGGCACACUUCGAUUAAAGGAAGGACGUUUCCGACUUUUAAUCCCGCAACAGGUGUCAAAAUCUGUGAUGUUGAAGAAGCCGACAAAGCAGAUGUGGACAAGGCGGUGGAAGCUGCCAAGGCGGCGGGACAGAGAACAUCGCCGUGGCGGAAGAUGGACGUAUCCAGCCGGGGAAGACUCCUGCACAAACUCGCUGACCUCAUCGACAGAGACCGGGUCCUAUUGGCGACCCUGGAGACCAUGGACUCGGGGAAACCCUUCCUCCAUGCUUUCUUCAUAGACCUGGAUGGCAGCAUCAAAACCCUCCGGUACUUUGCUGGCUGGGCUGACAAGAUACAUGGCAAAACCAUGCCCGUGGACGACAGCUUCAUGUGUUUCACCAAACAUGAGCCUAUCGGAGUCUGCGGAGCCAUUAUCCCUUGGAACUUUCCCCUACUGAUGUUCAUGUGGAAGAUAGCUCCAGCCCUGUGUUGUGGAAACACCGUGGUAGUCAAGCCCGCUGAGCAGACACCUCUCACAGCCCUGCACGUCGGGGCUCUCAUCAAAGAGGCUGGUUUCCCCCCUGGAGUGGUGAACAUCGUGCCAGGGUUCGGGCCCACGGCGGGGGCCGCCAUCGCCAGCCAUAUGGGCAUCGACAAAGUGGCUUUCACCGGCUCUACGGAGGUAGGGCAGCUGAUCAAAGAGGCUGCAGCCAAGAGCAACCUGAAGAGGGUCACCCUGGAGCUGGGGGGGAAGAACCCCUGCAUUGUGUUUGCUGACUCAGACUUGAAGCUGGCUGUGGAGGAGAGUCAGAAGGGAGCGUUCUUCAACCAGGGCCAGUGCUGCACUGCAGCCUCCCGCGUCUUCGUGGAGGAGUCUGUCUACCAGGAGUUUGUACGCCGCAGUGUAGAGAGUGCGAAGAACAUCAUCAUAGGAGACCCACUGGACCCACGGACAUCUCAUGGACCUCAGAUCGACCAGCAGCAGUUUGAUAAGAUCCUGGAGCUGAUCGAGAGUGGGAAGAGGGAGGGGGCCCGGCUGGAGUGUGGAGGUGUGGCCAUCCAGGACACAGGUCUGUUCCUCCAGCCAACUGUCUUCUCUGAUGUCGGAGACCACAUGCGCAUUGCUAAGGAGGAGAUAUUCGGUCCAGUCCAGUGUAUAUUCAGCUUUAAGAGCCAGCAGGAGGCCAUUGAGCGGGCCAACAGCUCUGAGUACGGCCUGGUGGCAGCAGUGUUUACCAGGAGCAUGGACCGGGCUCUGGCCGUGACGGCUGCCCUGGAGACCGGAACAGUCUGGGUGAAUUGCUAUAACGCCCUCCAUGCCCAAGCUCCCUUCGGAGGCUACAAAAUGUCAGGAAAUGGACGAGAGCUGGGUGAGUAUGCUCUGGCGGAGUAUUCUGAGGUGAAAGCAGUGACCAUCAAACUGAGUGAGACACUGUGACAGUUCUGGACACACCCUGCCUCGCCCUGCCUCGCUUUGCCCUGCCUUGCCUCGCCCAGCUCAGCACUUCCUCACCACCUUGGGCUGUGUCCAAUCUCUACAAUUCUUCUCUUUGUCACCUCUGAUCGAAAAUAUAAUUCUGUCGACGAUUAUGGGUUGAUGCAUAUACAGUAGUCAGUCACGAGGAAUGGAGAUAAGUAAAGAAAGCUAUUGAAUGUUUUUUUUAUUUAUCCAGCCCUAUUAUAUAUGUAAUAAUCUGACUCACCUUCUGGUCUCGUUUGUUUAAUUUUGAUCUAAUAUGAGUCAUCUCCUCUUUAAGGAGUAUUUUUCAACCCUUUCAGGUGCUGGAAGAAACUCUGAUUCCCUUUGCUAACGCGGUCUUAUUUACCUCCAUGUUAACAUUGUCUAAUUCUUAUCAUUAUACAACUGUAACCAUAUGAGAAACUCUGAGGGACUGUUACUAUUAGACAUGCAGGGCCCCCACCCUGCCAUGAUACACCCCACCCCCCACCAUGACCCAAUACACCCACCACUACCACCACAACCAUGACCCAA